AUGGAAGGCGCACCGGACAUCAACACUGUCCUCACAAACUCGUUGAGUGCUGACGCGACUCUGCGAAAUGCGGCCGAGCAACAGCUUAACCACGCCGCCGAGAAUAACUUUUCGCAAUACCUCCUCACACUCGUCCAAGCCCUUGCGAAUGACUCCACCGAAGGGCAUAUUCGAGCCGCCGCCGGUAUUGCCUUGAAGAACGCCUUUACCGCUCGCGAAUUCGCCAGGCAGGCCGAACUGCAAGCAAAAUGGCUCAACCAAACCGAUCAAGACUCCAAGACACGCAUCAAGCAGUUGGCCCUAGAGACACUGUCGUCUACAAACGCCCAGGCUGGUCAGGCGACGGCCCAAGUCAUCGCUGCGGUUGCCGCUAUCGAGCUUCCCCGAAACCAGUGGCCCGAUCUCAUGCAUGUGCUUGUGCGCAACGUCAGUGAAGGAACGCAGCACCAGAAGCAGUCUUCGUUGACAACCAUUGGCUUCAUCUGCGAGAGCCAGGAUACUGAGCUCCGAGCCAGCCUAGUGGCGCACUCCAACGCCAUCUUGACCGCUGUUGUGCAAGGUGCGCGGAAGGAAGAACCUAAUGGCGAGGUUCGUCUCGCUGCAAUCACUGCCCUUGGUGAUUCUCUCGAGUUUGUUGGGAACAACUUCAAGCACGAGGGGGAGCGCAACUACAUCAUGCAGGUCGUCUGUGAGGCUACACAAGCCGAGGAUUCGCGGAUACAGCAAGGCGCUUUUGGCUGCCUCAACCGCAUCAUGGCCCUUUACUACGAGAACAUGAGGUUUUACAUGGAGAAGGCUCUCUUUGGUCUUACUAUCCUAGGCAUGAAGAGCGACGACGAAGAUGUUGCCAAGCUCGCGGUUGAAUUCUGGAGCACUGUCUGCGAAGAGGAGAUCAACAUCGAGGAUGACAAUGCGCAAGUCGAGAGCUCCGACCAGAUGCGGCCCUUCUACAACUUCAGCCGUGUCGCGACCAACGAGGUCGUGCCAGUCUUACUCGGCCUUUUGACCAAGCAGGAUGAAGAUGCUGGCGACGACGAAUACAACAUCUCGCGUGCCGCUUACCAGUCACUACAGCUGUAUGCUCAAGCGGUUGGGGCAGCUGUCAUCCAGCCGGUCAUUCAGUUCGUCGAGGCCAACCUGCGCCAUGAGGAUUGGCAUCAUCGCGACGCCGCAGUUUCCGCUUUCGGCGCCAUUAUGGAUGGCCCAGAGGAGAAGCUGUUGGAUCCGAUCGUGAAGUCUGGAAUCCAACCACUCAUUAGUAUGAUGGAGGAUCCAUCCGUUCACGUACGAGAUUCGACAGCCUAUGCACUUGGUCGGAUCACCGAGUCUUGUUCCGAGGCAAUUGAUCCUGAGCAACACCUGGACCCUCUGGUUCGGUCGCUGUUCAAUGGCCUGAUCAACAACCCCAAGAUGGCAGCAUCGUGCUGCUGGGCACUGAUGAACGUUGCCGAGCGUUUCGCUGGCGAAUAUGGCGCUGCGCAGAACCCGCUUACGCCGCAUUUCAACCAGAGUGUCACCAACCUGUUGACGGUCACCGGAAGGAUGGACGCCGAACCCUCUGUCAGGACGGCGGCGUAUGAAGUCCUGAACGUGUUCGUGCAAAGUGCCGCUAAUGAUAGCUUGAGCGCCGUCGCGUCGCUCUGCACAGUGGCCAUCCAACGCCUGGAAGAGACGCUUCCCCUGCAGCAGCAGGUCGUGAGCGUUGAGGACAGGAUCAUUCUCGAGGACAUGCAAACGAGCCUCUGCACCGUUUUGCAGGCCGUUGCCCAACGCGUGGAUAAGGAGAUUGCCCCCCAGGGCGACAGAAUCAUGCAGAUUCUUCUGCAGAUCCUGAGCACCGUGAACGGCAAGUCGAGCGUGCCGGAAUCAGUCUUUGGUACCAUCAGCAGUCUCGCCAACGCGAUGGAAGAAGACUUUGCCAAAUACAUGGACGCCUUCUCCCCAUUCCUUUACAACGCCCUCGCCAACCAGGAAGAGCCGAGUCUUUGCUCCAUGGCUAUUGGCCUUGUCAGCGACAUCACCCGUUCCUUGGGCGAGCGGAGCCAGCCGUACUGCGACAACUUUAUGAACUACUUGCUGAGCAACCUUAGGAGCGCUGCGCUUGCGAACCAGUUCAAGCCCGCGAUCCUCCAGUGCUUUGGCGAUAUUGCGAGCGCCAUUACUGGCCACUUCGAGACGUACCUUGCUAUUGUCGCCCAGGUGUUGCAACAAGCCGCCACGAUCACUACCGGCGCCGACGGCUCCUACGAGAUGUUUGACUACGUCAUUGCUCUUCGUGAGGGCAUUAUGGAUGCGUGGGGUGGAAUCAUCGGUGCGAUGAAGGCGAGCGGCAAAACAAAUGUCCUGGAGCCUUUUGUGUCCUCUAUCUUUGAGCUCCUCAACACUAUUGCCAGCGAUGCUAACCGCAGCGAGGCUUUGAUGCGUUCUGCGAUGGGCGUGAUUGGUGAUCUCGCGGACGCUUACCCCAACGGCCAGCUGGCUGAUGCUUUCCGCCAAGAAUGGGUCACGGCGAUGAUCAAGGAGACGCGCGCAAACCGGGAGUUCCAGUCCCGUACCCUAGAGACGGCUCGCUGGGCACGCGAACAAGUCAAGAGGCAAAUCGGUGGCACACAGACGGUCAUGCAGCAAACGUGA
Dichotomopilus funicola is the source of this 2634-nucleotide messenger RNA. Its product is annotated as armadillo-type protein. Gene Ontology annotation, molecular function: nuclear import signal receptor activity; small GTPase binding. Gene Ontology annotation, cellular component: nucleus; cytoplasm. NCBI's taxonomy places the organism in Eukaryota, Fungi, Ascomycota, Sordariomycetes, Sordariales, Chaetomiaceae. Gene Ontology annotation, biological process: protein import into nucleus. The transcript is spliced from 6 exons. Bases 1 to 2634 code for a protein of 877 amino acids. The record is from RefSeq and is a predicted model, not a curated record.